GGAGGGCGGAAUUUCUGCAUUCUCACUGCAAAGUAGAUAUGUUCCAUCCAGAGUUAAAGCAGAGCCAGCCUGGGCUUAAGACAUUGAAAACCCACGUCAGAAGUUUUUUCUGUAUGUCUGGUUGGGGUGAAGGUUAAAACCUGCAUAAGAGCCCAGGUUAACCAUGCAAUUGAAGACAUGCCCCCCCUGAUAUCUGAUUCCAGGAUUCUUGAUAAGAGUAGGUCAUGUGGUAGGUUAGAGGGGCAGUGAUUCUUAGAACUGAUAACCUCUCCUACCUUGUUCUCACUUCAUUGGUCCAUGAUACCAGAACAAAUGGUGGUUGUACCAUGCCUAGAAACAUUGGUUACACUGCUUGGUGCCUCAUCAUCAGCCUUUUAUUUCAGUCCGUUAUUUUUUUUUGAUAUUCUGCCUGAAAGCCUUUGUUUCAUUUUUGCUAGUGUUUGAGUAGUACAUGGAAUAGUUUUGUGUGGGCCUCAGUCCUCUGAAGUGAGGGGCUGGGUAGUACAGGCUCUGCCACUUUGCCCUACUCCCCCAAAUUCCCCUCCCCCCAACUAUUUAGCCUUUCCUUAAGAGGCCAAUUGCCAGUCUCCAACUUCUACAGCGUGUAUGUCUGUCCUAUAUCCUUCUAGAUCUAUGACAAAACAUACACAGUGGCUCCCAAUGCACUGCUUCAGCAACAUUGAAUCUUGCAGUGUGUUGUCAUCCUGGAACAGUACAAUAUACAGUGAUGCUGAAAGCUAUGAUGUCAUACAAUGAACGGUAACACCUUCAUAGGAAACCUCUAUUACAGCAAAUGCCCUCCAUGGUCCUUGGAUUUUCUUUUCUGCCUGAAGAACAGGGGAAGAAAACUAACACAGUAUAAGGGAUUAGAAUACAAAUCUAUUGGGUUGUUUUGCUUACUGUGGAAUGAAAUUCCAUUUGGCAUCUCUUAAAAUAACAAACACCCCAGCUGAGUAUCCUAUUGUCUGUAUAGCUUGCUUGAGCUGGGGAACAGAGUUCUGGUAAUAUACAUAAACCAUUCAAGCUUUACAUUAUCAAUAUAAGUGAGAGCACAGCAUUAUUGAAAAUACUGGGUCUGUAGUAUACCUGGAGGGUAGUUCAGUCCUGAUGUGUUACUAGGGGGAACUUAAGGAUUCUGGAUUCUAUUCUCUGCACUGCAGCCAACUUCUUUCUAGGCAACUGGGGAUUUGGGCUGAGACUUUAAUUGGUGGUUGCUGCAUGUGACCAAAGUCCCUAUUCUCUUAUAUGGGCACAAAAAUAUUCUCUGUGCCACAGUAAGUAACUAGGUCUUGCUUCACUUUAAAGUUAAGCUUUGUGGGUGACCAUGAACGCUAGUGGCCCUGGAUAUCCAUUAGCUUCUUUGUAUGUGGGAGAUCUUCACCCAGAUGUGACCGAAGCCAUGCUGUAUGAGAAGUUCUCACCUGCUGGACCAAUCAUGUCCAUCAGAGUUUGUCGGGAUGUUGCCACACGUCGAUCGCUCGGUUAUGCCUACAUAAAUUUUCAGCAGCCCGCUGAUGCUGAGAGGGCCUUGGACACCAUGAAUUUUGAAGUGAUCAAAGGUCGGCCCAUUCGAAUCAUGUGGUCCCAGCGAGACCCUGGCCUCAGGAAAUCAGGGGUUGGGAAUGUCUUCAUCAAGAAUCUGGACGACUCCAUUGACAACAAAGCCUUGUAUGAUACGUUCUCAGCCUUUGGGAAUAUCCUUUCUUGCAAGGUGGUUUGUGAUGAGAACGGAUCCCGUGGCUAUGGCUUCGUUCACUUUGAGACUCAUGAGGCAGCAAAUCGGGCCAUUGACACCAUGAACGGGAUGCUGCUCAAUGACCGCAAGGUCUUUGUCGGCCAUUUUAAAUCCCGUAGAGAGCGGGAGGCAGAAUUUGGGGCCCGGGCGAUGGAAUUCACCAAUGUCUAUAUCAAGAACUUUGGGGAUGAUAUGGAUGAUGACAGACUGCGGGAAAUAUUCUCCAAGUUUGGGAAGACACUGAGUGUCAGAGUUAUGAUGGACGACACUGGUCGCUCGAAAGGGUUUGGGUUUGUCAACUUUGAGAAGCACGAAGAAGCCCAGAAGGCUGUGGCAGACAUGAAUGGGAAGCAGAUCAAUGGCCGGAUGGUGUUCGUUGGCCGAGCUCAGAAGAGGAUGGAGCGUCAGAGUGAACUGAAGCGUAAAUUUGAACAGAUCAAACAGGAAAGAGUGAGCAGAUACCAGGGGGUGAAUUUAUAUGUGAAGAACCUGGAUGAUGGUAUUGAUGAUGAGCGGCUGAGAAAGGAGUUCUCUCCAUAUGGUACCAUUACUAGUGCAAAGGUGAUGACAGAGGGUGGACACAGCAAAGGGUUUGGGUUUGUAUGUUUUUCCUCCCCAGAAGAGGCUACCAAGGCCGUGACGGAAAUGAAUGGACGGAUCGUCAGCACCAAGCCUUUGUAUGUUGCCCUUGCUCAAAGAAAGGAGGAAAGAAAAGCGAUUCUCACCAACCAGUAUAUGCAGAGACUGGCCACCAUGAGGGCCCUGCCUGGCCCUCUCCUUGGCUCCUUCCAGGCACCCACAGGGUACUUCUUGCCUGCCAUCCCACAGCCACAAACCAGAGCUACUUUCUACAGUCCUAGCCCAGUUGCCCCAGUCCGUCCUGCCCCUCGGUGGAGCACACAGCCCUCCAGGCCUCCCUCAGCCUACCACACGGCUACUCCAAUCCUGAGGGCUGCAGCUCCACCCAGGCGCCUGCUAUCCAACAUCAGCACCAUGCGACAGGCAUCUACCCAGGUGCCCCGAGUGCCACCGCAUGCCCAGAGAGUGGCCAACAUAGGGACCCAGACGCUUGGUGCCCGUGCACCCACCUCACCAUCCCUGCUGCGGGGCGUGCCACAGUAUAAGUACUCCUCAGCAGUGAGGAACAUCCAGCCGAUGGGAAGCGUGGCACCUAUGCUGGUACAGCAGGCUGGAGAACCUGCUGUUCAUAUUCAUGGGCAGGAGCCUCUGACUGCAUCCAUGCUCGCUGCAGCUCCCCCUCAGGAGCAGAAGCAAAUGCUAGGUGAACGCCUUUACCCCCUAAUCCAUGCCAUGCAUGCCUCCUUGGCUGGGAAGAUCACAGGAAUGCUGCUAGAGAUUGAUAACUCGGAGCUGCUGCUUAUGCUGGAAUCACCAGAAUCCCUCCACUCCAAGAUCGAGGAAGCGGUUGCAGUGCUCCAAGCACACCAGGCUACCGAAUCAUCGCUUAACAGCAGUGCUGCAACAUUUCUCCUAUGAGACCCAGAGGAGGGACUGUGAAGAACGCUUGGCUCAGAAGAUAAAGCAACUACAACCCUGACAUGCAUCACCACAUAUAUUGGAAGCAUUUAUUUAUUUUUUCUGUGUAUAGACAGUGACACUGACUUGCAUUCAAAGCCCAGCGUUACUUUUUCUUUGUGCAUCUAAAACUUUGCAAAAUGAUUUUUCUCCAUAAAUGAACUGUAUGUAACACUGUCCCUGUGAGCUCUCUUCUGACAAUCCUCACUGCUGAGUGCAGGUAGUGAAAAUGUUAACAAGGAGGCAUGUGGUAGAAUGACCACCUCUCCUUGUGAGUGGCGAGGAGGGAGACACGAUUGGUUCAGUUGUAGUGUUCCAUGAGAUGACAAAUCAUCAGAGCUUGUCAUUUUUAGUAAAUUCUUUUGGGUUCUGUAAUGUUAUAUUUGUUCCUGUGGUUGACACCAUAAACAGCUGAUACAUCCACCCUCA
Messenger RNA from Gopherus flavomarginatus (Mexican gopher tortoise), 3700 nucleotides. It is a transcript of the gene PABPC1L, whose product is annotated as poly(A) binding protein cytoplasmic 1 like. The record is from RefSeq and is a predicted model, not a curated record. Gene Ontology annotation, cellular component: ribonucleoprotein complex; cytosol; nucleus. The transcript is spliced from 15 exons. Gene Ontology annotation, molecular function: poly(A) binding; mRNA 3'-UTR binding; poly(U) RNA binding. NCBI's taxonomy places the organism in Eukaryota, Metazoa, Chordata, Testudines, Testudinidae. The coding region runs from base 1325 to 3232 and encodes 635 amino acids.